AUGAGAAGAAAUGAGAAAACAAAUGUGGAGAAUGCUGCUGAGUUUACGUCUGUUCUCUUUACUGUAGUUAAAGCUUUUGAAAUGGAGAUUAUACCUGCUGGCAGAAUUGUUGCACAGAUUGGAGAAACGCUCAUACUCACAUGCAACACUACCGGCUGUGCAUCACCAAGUUUUUCCUGGAGAACCCAGAUGGACAACCCCCUUGGAGGAACAGUGAACAACAAUAGGACAUACUCUACCUUGACUAUGAAUCCAGUUAGCAUUGUAAAUUCUCAUGAUUAUCUGUGCACUGUCUUCUGUGGUGAGAAAGAGAAAAAAGAGAAGAGUGUCAAAGUCAAACUUUACUCUUUCCCCAGUGAUCCUGUCAUUGAGAUCAGCUCAUCCUUAGUUGCUGGAGAACCAGUCACUGUCAUCUGUAAAAUUCCUGAUGUCUAUCCUUCUGAUCACCUGGAAGUACUCCUAAAGAAGGAGGAACAUGUUCUUCAUGAGGAAAAUUUUUAUGAAGAUGACAGCACAAAUACAGAGACCAAAACUAUAAUCUGUUGUAUUCAGUUGAAUUCUGUUGUAUUCAUUGGUCCACAAAAUACUAUGAUUACUGCAUCUCCAGGCAACUCGCCAAUGGAGGGGGAUCCUCUAAAACUAACUUGUGUGACUGAGAGUAGUCCACUACCACAAAUAGUUUGGAGAAAACACCUGGCUGAUGAAAGCAUUCAGCAUCUCAUCAAAAACAAUGUCCUUUCUAUUCCCCAUGCCAAUUUCACUGAUUCAGGACUGUACAUCUGUGAAGUAAUUAAUCUGAUAACUAAUAAAACAGAGAAAGCAACUGUGGACAUUGUUAUACAAGGUGCUCCAAACACUGCAGAACUCUCCAUUGAGCCUUCUACAACAGUUCAAGAAGGACAAAAUGUUUCCAUACAAUGCUCUGCUGAGAGUAACCCUCCUCCCAAGAUUAUUUUAAGGAGAAAAUCUGACAGUGCAGACAUGUGGCCUUACAGUGAGGGGAGAAUGCUCCUUCUUCCAUCUGUGACAUUCCUAAAUGGAGGAGACUAUGAAUGUGUAGCAGAAAAUAAGUUUGGGAAAAGUAAAAGUGAAAUAACACUUAAUGUGGAAUAUGGACCAAAGAAUACAAUGAUCUCUGUUAUCCCUGCUACUGCUGUUAAAGAAGGAGAAACUGUGACAAUGAAAUGUACUAGUUCUGGUAAUCCGGCUCCAGUGAUCUCUUGGAAGAAAAAGACAGUCACUGGGGAGCCUGAGAAAAUUUUUAAAGAUGCAACUUUAACUAUACAGAAUAUAAAAAGUCAAGAUCUGGGGCUUUAUGAAUGUGAAGCUUAUAACCAAUUUGGCAAAGAAGAAAAAGCUGUGAAAUUACUUGUUGAAGGAAGAUUGGAAAAACCAGAUCAAAUGAUACCACUGAUUAUUGCAUUCUCCUGUGUAACAGCAAUAGCAGUACCUGUAGUUGCAAUUUUGAUCUACAUGUCAAGAAAAGCAAAGAUAAAUGGAUCCUACAGUCUUGUAAAAGCACUCGGGCUGAAAGUGUGAUCGCAUGAAUAUAAGUCUAAGUUCAUAAUAAGCGAUGUUAUUUAUUGUUGUGACUGGUUCUACUCUUCUAUAACAUCUUUUAACAAAUGACUUGGGAACACCGUCAUGUGACAGCAAAUGGAGAUUUUUUUCAUGUUUUAAUAAGUACUUUGGUAUUUAAUUUAAAGGGAAAACUAGUAUCCU
Opisthocomus hoazin is the source of this 1722-nucleotide messenger RNA. NCBI's taxonomy places the organism in Eukaryota, Metazoa, Chordata, Aves, Opisthocomiformes, Opisthocomidae. The record is from RefSeq and is a predicted model, not a curated record.